AUGCAAAAAGGGCACAUACUCUACACGAACCUGGCUUGGCGCAUGGACCGGACUAAUCCUCACCUGAUAGGCGUUGAGGCAGCGAUUCGCGCGCUAUUUCAGCUCCCGCCGCCUUUCUCGUCUCUGCUUUCUUCUUCACCAUCCUCAACAACAGCGAAACCCCUCUCCAUCUCCCGCGUGCGCGCCAGAGCGUAUCCAACAGCCCCAACUGGGGUAUCGUUCCUGCGCCCCUCGUCGGGCUCUCUUUCAACUUGCCGCCUGGGUCCGCAAAGAAAAGGAGGACCUGGGCGGCAGCCAGCUGCCAGUGGCAGCGCAAGCGUUGGGGCUGUGAGGCGCCACCCUUGGGUGGCCUUCAUCGACAACCGCCCGAUGAAAAAACCCGGCCGCUGCCCGGGUCGUAGAAGCCUAUCGGUACCGUCAAAGGACCUGGGCGGCGGCCCCCUGAGCCACAAACCCCUGCGAUGUCACACGGCGGCCGCCAUCACCGCCACCAUCACCGCCACCAUCACUGGCUGGCCCUUGUUUUCCUCCUCCCACCGCCGCCAGGGCCCCUCCCUCGAGUGGAUGGGAAAGCACAACCCCAAGCCGCUUAACGCGUACUGGCGGCCCAACCAGGUCUCACAUCCACGACUUAUCCUGCGAGCCUGGCUGAGACCCAAACGCUACCUCCAGCGGACUCGGCCAGGCUCCGAUGCCACCUCAGUGGGCCUGGUUGGGCCCGCCAGCUCAACUGUCUUGGCCCUUGGGCCAACUACGAGAUUUUACACUGUGGAGUCUGGGCAUCAUGGAAGAUACACUGGCUGGGUUGGUGGGAAAGUGGCUGAGGUGGCCAAUGGGGACUGA
This is a messenger RNA of Diplodia corticola, 843 nucleotides long. RefSeq lists its product as uncharacterized. The coding region runs from base 1 to 843 and encodes 280 amino acids. The record is from RefSeq and is a predicted model, not a curated record. The transcript is spliced from 6 exons. Lineage: Eukaryota; Fungi; Ascomycota; Dothideomycetes; Botryosphaeriales; Botryosphaeriaceae.